Heterocephalus glaber (naked mole-rat) is the source of this 2271-nucleotide messenger RNA. It is a transcript of the gene Mmadhc, whose product is annotated as metabolism of cobalamin associated D. The record is from RefSeq and is a predicted model, not a curated record. NCBI's taxonomy places the organism in Eukaryota, Metazoa, Chordata, Mammalia, Rodentia, Bathyergidae. Gene Ontology annotation, cellular component: mitochondrion. Gene Ontology annotation, biological process: cobalamin metabolic process.
CUUCUUCAGCCUGCUUGGCCCACACGGACGCACCUCCCAUUGCUUUGACCGCCGCCAUCUUGACUGCGGAAGAGUCGGGUUCUGGGGUUGCUGGAGCCGGCCCUGGUGAUUGGACUGCUUUGUAAAAGAAAAGACUGCGUCUGUUUUCUCCACUAGAAAUGGCCAAUGUGCUCUAUAACAGGGCCAGACUGGUUUCUUACCUCCCAGGAUUUUACGCUUUAGUUAAAAGAGUUGUCAAUCCAAAAGCCUUUUCAACAGCAGGAUCUUCAGGUUCUGAUGGAUCUCAUGUGGCCACUGCACCCCCAGAUAUAUGCUCUCGAACAGUGUGGCCUGAUGAAACUAUGGGACCUUUUGGACCUCAGGAUCAGCGUUUCCAACUUCCUGGAAACAUAGGCUUUGAUUGUCACCUUAAUGGGACUGUUGCACAGAAGAAAAGCCAGGUUCAUAAAACUUUACCUGAUGUAUUAGCAGAACCUUUAUCAACUGAAAGACAUGAGUUUGUGAUGGCGCAAUAUGUAAAUGAAUUUCAGAGUAAUGAUGCACCUGUAGAACAAGAAAUUAACAGUGCAGAAACUUACUUUGAAAGUGCCAGAAUUGAGUGUGCAAUCCAAACAUGUCCAGAAUUGCUGCGAAGAGACUUUGAAUCAUUAUUUCCAGAAGUGCCUAAUAGCAAACUAAUGAUUCUGACUGUGACACAGAAAACUAAGAAUGAUAUGACUGUUUGGAGUGAAGAGGUAGAACUUGAAAGAGAAGUGCUCUUAGAAAAGUUCAUUAACGGUGCUAAGGAAAUUUGCUGUGCUCUUCGAGCAGAAGGCUACUGGGCUGACUUUAUUGACCCAUCAUCUGGUGUAGCAUUUUUUGGACCAUAUACAAACAACACUCUUUUUGAAACAGAUGAACGCUACCGACAUUUAGGAUUCUCUGUUGAUGAUCUUGGCUGCUGUAAAGUAAUCCGCCAUAAUCUCUGGGGUACCCACGUGGUUGUAGGAAGUAUCUUCACUAAUGCAACACCAGACAGCCAUAUUAUGAAGAAAUUAAGUGGAAACUAGCAGUAAUGUCAUUUUAUUUGCUCUACCAAUGGAUAGAUCAAUAUAAACAUUGUCAAAGGCUUCACUUUUUAAAAUAUACUUAUUUUGGGUAUUUAUUUCAGCAUAUAUAGAUUUACAGCUGAGUGAUUGGGAUUUUAAAAUAAAAAAUGUUAAUUAUUCAUAUUGUUAUUGAAUACAUGUUAAGCAAUACUACAUUGUACAGAAUGUGGUAAUUAACAUAUAACCAGGGUAUGAUUUAUUUUAUGAAUUCUCCCCUUUAUUAGAAAAACCUUAGUUUUAAUUUUUUCAAAAAAUAAAUCAUACAUUUGGUUAUAAUAUAUGGCUUUUUCAUUACAAUUUUUUUAAACUAUAAUUCUUAAAGAUUCUAAAGAAGCUACAUUUUUUUUUUUAGUAAUGCAGUUAAUUCUAGACUUUCCUUUUUCUAGUAUUCUUUUUCUUUGCUCUCUAUUAUGUGUCCUGGUACCAGUUUUGAUUAUUACUUUGAAAUAAUAGAUGAGCAGCUAAAAAAAGAAUAAAGAUAAUAAAUAACAUCUUUAUGUAUACAAGCAUAUGAAUCUCGUUCUCUCUCUUUUCGGGGGGGGGGGUUACUCUUUUUUGGGGAGUCGGUAUUGAGUCCAUAGAGAACUGAGCUACAUCCCCAGCAAUUUUUAUUUUUAGACAAAGUUGCACUAAGUUACCCACAUUAGCCUCAAAUUUGCAGUUCUCCUGCCUCAGCCUCCUGAGUUGCUGGUAUUACGUAUGUGUGGCACCAUGUGUGAUAUGAAUCUCAUUCUUAAUGCACUGAAUAAUUAUUACUCCUAAGUUGAGACAGAUAAAUAUAACGUAUUUUCAGAUAAAACUGUGCCUCGGCUGCCAAAUCAUUUGCAUGAUUACAUUAUAAAAGUGACUUUUAUGACAGCUUCAUUUUUUAGCAUUAUGAACUUUAAAAAGGAUUAUCUGUCAUUUGUGAGGCUUUUGCUAAUGGAAAAAAAAAUCUCAGAAAAAACAACUUAUGCCAACUGCAUUAAUUGAAAUGAACUUUUUCCUUCGGUAAAAAUGCCUAUUUUUUUUAAAAAAAAGGUUACAUAGAAAUGAUUAACUUUUUAUUCACAGCUCUCCUAUAAUUUCCUGAAAAUGUUGCUUGUGAUCUAAACAGUACAUGCUGCAGUUUUUAUUCAUUAUGAAAAAGAUGUAAUGAUUUCUGUAGCAUUUUGAAAUAAAAUUAUUAAAAUGUGUAUAUAUA